GGGAUGAUCAUAGUCUUUGACAGGUUGGAACAACGACACCUUUAGCUUUUCUUGUUUGUUCACGUACAACAUUCCCAAUAUAAAUAGUCAACCCAUGGUUUAAUUUCAUAAAGGUACCUGAGAGGCCAAAAAACAAUAAAGAAAGGAGUCUAAACCUGCGUCGACAUAGCCGCGGUCUCAUGGCAAAGAGGUAUACUUCAUAUUUUCUUGGUGCUUUUGUGUCGGUUGCAGUAACUUUGGCCCUGCUCCAGGCUGAGGCAGCAGCACCGGCUGUUUACAUAUUCGGAGACUCAACUCUUGAUGUUGGCACCAAUGUCUUCAUACCCGAGUGCCUCGCAAAGGCAGACGUCUAUUUCAAUGGUAUCGAUUUCCCUUACUCGGUGCCAACGGGGAGAUUCAGCAACGGCCUUAACACUGCUGAUGAAAUAGUGAGACUGUUGGGUUGGAAGAGGAGUCCACCACCUUUUCUCUACCUUCUCAAUGAUAAGUCGACUUUCAAGCAGAAUAUACUCCAGGGUGCCAACUUUGCUUCUGGAGGAUCGGGAAUUAUAAACACUACUGGACAGACACAAUUCAAUAGGGUUAUAUCCUUGGAGGACCAGAUUAAACAGUUUUCAACCGUUCGUUCGAAUAUCACAAACAUGACGGGUAGCGAUGCAGCAACUGAUAGGAUUCUUUCGAAAGCAUUCUUUCUUAUCAGCAUUGGAAGCAAUGACAUCCUUGAGUACCUGCUUAAUCUUACCACACCACCAAUGUCCAUCCCGGAGUUCAAUGUCACCCUGUUAUCCACAUACGAAAACCAUUUAAAGACUCUGUAUGACCUUGGAGCCCGAACGUUUGGCAUUUUAGCUGUUCCACCGAUUGGGUGCACCCCAUUUGCUCGCGCUGUUUUCACUCAAGAUGGUAGCUGUUUCGAACCAGCUGAACAGUUUGCACAAGCCUUCUAUGUAGAAGUAGCAGCCUUGUUAAAACAGUUUAGCUCUGCAGUCCAAGAUAUAAGGUAUUCACUGGGGAAUACGUAUUUGAUGACCACUACUAUGAUGGAAGAUAUGUUAGCCUUUGGUUUCAGGAACAUUGCAGCAGCUUGCUGUGGAAAUGGAACUUACAAAUGCAAUCAAACGGCCAGCUUCUGUGCAAAUCGCGACGAGUACUUAUUCUGGGACCAGUUUCAUCCAUCACAGAGAGCUUCCGAGUUGGCAGCCCUAACUCUAUUUGGUGCCUCAGAAUCGCUUGCGGCGCCCAUGAAUUUUAGUCAGUUGCUUGGGGUUAACGUUUAGUAGUAACUCCGCUGACAUUAUUCUCACAUGUUUGUAUCACUUUGUUUGUAACCACAAAGGAUAUAGAAUCUGGGAUGUUCCAUAUCGUCUUUUUCAAGCAUGAACCAAAUAGCCAUGGAUUAGACUUCUUUGUACUCACAAAGACCAUGACUAGAGGUUAUCAACCUUCUCAAUUUAAUAAUUGCAUGGGAUCCUAUGUAUUUUGCAAAUAAGUGUACGAUCAAUUUUAGUGAGGUACCAGCCGCUUUGUCAUCAUAUUACAAGUUCUUACAGUAUCUUUCUA
Theobroma cacao (cacao) is the source of this 1560-nucleotide messenger RNA. Its product is annotated as GDSL esterase/lipase At5g33370-like. Gene Ontology annotation, molecular function: hydrolase activity, acting on ester bonds. The record is from RefSeq and is a predicted model, not a curated record. Lineage: Eukaryota; Viridiplantae; Streptophyta; Magnoliopsida; Malvales; Malvaceae.